UCUGAAAACUGCUCGCAACAGAAAGCAUCGGUUUGUAGGAUGGACAUCAACAGGCGACUGGGGAUGCGGGACACCGUGCUGGCGCUCCUCAUCGCUGUCCUGCAGGGACUCCCUGUCGGGGAAGCGGUACCAAACCCUUCACCGCUGCUUGGAUCCAACUGGGGGAACCCGAGAAGAUACGUCCACCUGCAGACCUCCACUGACCUCAGCAACUUCUACCUAGAGAUCAGGGUGGAUGGCACUGUGCGCAAAGCUACGACCAGAACGUCAUACAGUGUGAUUUUAUUGAAGGCUGAAACAAGGGAGCGCAUGGCCAUCCUUGGCGUCAAAAGCAAUCGUUACCUGUGUAUGGAUUUGGAGGGCAAUCCGUUCAGCUCGCCCAUCUGCCUCCGGGACGACUGUCUGUUCAACCACCGGCUGCUGGAGAACAACCGGGACGUGUACUACUCCACCCGGACCGGCAUCCUGCUCAACCUGGAGGGGUCCCGGCAGGUGUUCUCGGCGGGCCAGAACCUGCCGCAGACCGCGCUCUUCCUGCCCAAGAGGAACACGGUGCCGCUGGAGCGCCUGCUGCUGCAGCACCGGGAGAAGAGGAACCGGGUCGUGGACCCCUCGGACCCGCACAGCUUCUACCAGUGGCAGCCCGAGGACGCCAACGACUCCCGCGCCGUGCCGGAGGACGACGCGGACCUGGACCUGGAGGUGGAGGUGGAGGCCGAGGUGGAGGUCGGGGACGACGGCCGCAACGCGUCCAGAGAGACGCCGCUGGCCCCGGCCCCGGCCUCCCACGACCCCUGGAACGUGCACUCGUUUAGAGCCUGA
Cololabis saira (Pacific saury) is the source of this 822-nucleotide messenger RNA. RefSeq names its product fibroblast growth factor 23-like. The transcript is spliced from 3 exons. Gene Ontology annotation, molecular function: growth factor activity; type 1 fibroblast growth factor receptor binding. Lineage: Eukaryota; Metazoa; Chordata; Actinopteri; Beloniformes; Belonidae. Gene Ontology annotation, cellular component: cytoplasm. The record is from RefSeq and is a predicted model, not a curated record. Gene Ontology annotation, biological process: positive regulation of gene expression; animal organ morphogenesis; positive regulation of cell population proliferation. The coding region runs from base 40 to 822 and encodes 260 amino acids.